Lates calcarifer (barramundi perch) is the source of this 603-nucleotide messenger RNA. Its product is annotated as hemoglobin subunit alpha. NCBI's taxonomy places the organism in Eukaryota, Metazoa, Chordata, Actinopteri, Centropomidae. The coding region runs from base 76 to 507 and encodes 143 amino acids. The transcript has 3 exons. Gene Ontology annotation, cellular component: blood microparticle; haptoglobin-hemoglobin complex; hemoglobin complex. The record is from RefSeq and is a predicted model, not a curated record. Gene Ontology annotation, biological process: oxygen transport; hydrogen peroxide catabolic process. Gene Ontology annotation, molecular function: haptoglobin binding; peroxidase activity; heme binding.
GCAAAUCAACUUCAACAAGAAUCUUUUGAUCCUUAUUCUCUCUCACACACUUGCUGAAAAAGCUCCAAGGCAGCUAUGAGUCUCUCAGCGACAGACAAGGCCCGGGUGAAGGACUUCUGGGAAAAAGUUACCCCUAAAUCCGCCGAAAUUGGCGCUGAAGCUCUGGCCAGGAUGCUGGUUGCCUACCCGCAGACCAAGACCUACUUUUCCCAGUGGGGGGAUCUGACUCCUCAAAACGCACAAGUGAGGAAACAUGGCGGAGUCAUCAUGGCAUCCGUGGGCAAAGCUGUCAAAGGCAUCAAUGAUCUCACCGGUACCCUGAGCGCCCUCAGUGAGCUGCAUGCCUUCAAGCUCCGCGUGGAUCCCGCCAACUUUAAGAUCCUGGCCCACAACCUCAUCUUAUGUUUGGCCAUGUACUUCCCUGGAGACUUCACUCCGGAGGUCCAUGUCUCCGUCGACAAGUUCCUGCAGAACGUGGCCUGGGCUCUGUCCGAGAAAUACCGCUAAACUCCAGCAACGCGGGAGCGUCGACGUGUCAUCCAACAGUGUCAACAACCCUGUCCAUACGCAGGUGCUUGUUCAAUAAAGACAAAACUAAAGAUG